AUGUCUCUCGAAAAAGAAACGCCUGGCCAAUACCUCUUUCCGGUUCCACUAGAAGAAAACAACCCUGAGGCCGGAACAGAAGUGUUUGAUCAAGAAGAAGAAGAUCAAAAUGGAUUUCUCUCGCAGGAAAUGAUUGAGUUCCUGGAAUACGAGCAAGGAAUCGAAAUUCCGUGCGCGGAAGUUGAUUUAACAAGCAGCGUGCUUGAUCCUAUUCCACUAGAAAAAGAUGGCUCUGUGACCGAAACGGACGAUGGAUUGCUGAUGUUCGAGGAGAUUGAACAAAAUGAACUCUUCCAGGAAAUUAACCAAUUCUUGGAUCUGGAGGAAAUAUUCCAAAUUCCAUGCACUGAAACUAUGAACAGUGAGCAAGAUCCCACGCCAGGACCAUCAUCAGGAGAAAAUAAAGACUUGGAUUGGAAGGAAAACAAAGAUCGUGGAAAGGAGGAAAUCCAAGAGGCGGAAGAAGAGAGAAAAACUUCUGCUCCUUCUAAAACUGGAUCAAACGGCAUUAAAAAGCGAGACUUUAGAGGCAAAUGCGGCGAAUGCAACAAGAUAUAUCUCCAAAUUUCCUGUCACUCCAAGAAAAAGCACAAUGGAAAGAUGGAAAAGUGCACCGCCUCUCGUGAUUGCAAAGAAUAUUUCGCCUCAGUUCAAAAGAGAACCGAGCACGAGCAAAAGGAGCAUUCGGAACGAAAGAAACUCUGCUGCCAAAUGUGCAAUUACUCGACAGAGUGGAAGAGUAACUUGAAAAGACACGUUCGACUGAAGCAUUCGGAGAAGGAAAUCAAAUGCGGACAGCAGAAGUGUGAAACAAUGUACAGCAAGCUCCAAGAAUAUGUCCAGGACAAAGAGACAGUGGACAGACUAUCCGCCUCAUCUUGUGGCAAACGCAAUUCCAUCAACGUGCCGAAAGACAAGCGUCUCUGCGAGCGAUGCGAACAAUUCUACGCAUUGGAAUUGGACGCAAACGGAGAUCCCAAGCCGCUGGACCCGGGAAAUUUGUGUAGAUUCCAUCCUGGCAAGCUUGUUACAUGCACUUUUGAUUGUUACUACCUGUGCUGCUCCUGGAGCAAAGACGCAAGCCCCGGCUGCUCGAAGCACGAGUACCACGUCUCGGAAGAUCCGCUUUUUGACGACAAGAGCGAGUACGUGUCGACCGCAGACGGCUGCGGAUCAAAUCGGGCGGUUUUCGCCCUCGACUGCGAAAUGUGCAUCACCAAGAACGGUUUCGAAUGCGCCCGCGUGUCCAUCGUGGACGAGAAUCGGGUCGUUGUUUACGAUGCUCUGGUCAAGCCUGAAACCAAGAUCCUUGACUACGUCACGCAGUUCAGCGGAAUCACCAGAGAUUUGCUCGAGAAAGGUCCAACGAAGACUUUGAAAGAAGUGCAGGAGGAUUUGUUGAGGUUUAUCAAGAAGGACUCCAUUUUGAUUGGACACAGCAUCGACCACGACUUGAAGGCCCUCAAGCUUCACCAUGACCAGUUAGUGGACACCGCCAUCGUGUUUCCGCACCAAAACAAGAACAGCAGGCACUCGUUGCGGUGGCUGGCUGAUUAUGUAAUGGGACGGAAAAUCCGAAAUCACGGAAGUGGCCACGGACACGACAGCGCAGAGGACGCGAAGGCGUGCAUGGACCUGAUGCGUUUUAAAGUAGGACCUAUUUGA
Cloeon dipterum is the source of this 1665-nucleotide messenger RNA. Its product is annotated as exonuclease GOR-like. Bases 1 to 1665 code for a protein of 554 amino acids. The transcript has 6 exons. The record is from RefSeq and is a predicted model, not a curated record. Gene Ontology annotation, molecular function: exonuclease activity; nucleic acid binding. NCBI's taxonomy places the organism in Eukaryota, Metazoa, Arthropoda, Insecta, Ephemeroptera, Baetidae. Gene Ontology annotation, cellular component: nucleus.